AUGUUGUCAGAAACAGUUAUUUAAUAAUCUCCAGCAAAGAAAAUUAUAAAAAGAAUACAAGGUUUUACAAAAAAAGGAAUUUUAACUUAAUAAGAUGAAUUUAAUAAUACUAAGGAUGAACAUAAACAAACUUUAGAAGAUAGACUAAAAAUGUAAAAUUAUUUAAAAGAAGCCAAAGAAGAACUUAUGAAAAUUGCUAAUCAAAACAACAAUUUCAUGAUAUUCUCAUCCUAUGAAGAGAUGUUCAAACACAGGGAAACAAGAAGAAAUGAAGAAUAAUAAAUGAUUUUUAAACCUUUACACUUUCCAACCAAAGGCGGAUCUGUGAUAAGAUGUAAAAAAAUAUAGUAAAAUACAACACCUGAAGAAAUGAAUGCUAACUAUGGCAUAUUGACUUUGGAAUAGAAAAUCCAAGCAAAUAAAGCCUAUUCAGAUAGGUAAGAGAGCAAUUCCCCAAAUAAAUUUGAUUUUACUGAGAAAUUUCAUCAUAUCGAAGGCAAAAUAGCGAAGCAAAACAGAAUAGAAAUCAUCAAAGAAUAUAGUAAGAUUUACAAGAGAGUGCAAAUAAAGGCUGUUCCUAAAUAAUUAAAUAACUCUCAAUAUUCAUCGAAAUACAGACAGGCAGUUCAAAAGGUCUAAGUUAUAAAUCACAGAAAAAGUGGUAAAAAUAUUCUACCCGUUUUAUCAAUUGAGAAAAAAGAAUCAGUGGAAUCAGUUCUUUCAGAUCUCAAUUACAGUAGAUGGUCCUUGGACUAAGACAUUAGUUAUCAGCACAUUCCAGAUCAAAAGAUAGGAUUACAAUAAAGAUUAGGUGGGGGAUUUACUAGAAGUACUUUUCUAAAUGACAUCUGGGAUUUAUCUUAUGUUAAUGCAGUUAAUUUAAUAAAACGAUUAAUUUCAAAUGAAUUUAAUUAAAGCCCAUAUACUGUAAUGUAUAUUAAAUCUUCUGUUCUUACCUCAUUCAGUCCUUCUCAUGAAUGGAUAAUGAAAUCCAAUAAGAUUUUGUAUUGUUUUUACAUAAUUUGA
Paramecium tetraurelia is the source of this 1026-nucleotide messenger RNA. RefSeq lists its product as uncharacterized. The transcript is spliced from 2 exons. Lineage: Eukaryota; Ciliophora; Oligohymenophorea; Peniculida; Parameciidae. The record is from RefSeq and is a predicted model, not a curated record.